Messenger RNA from Fusarium venenatum, 1716 nucleotides. RefSeq lists its product as uncharacterized. Gene Ontology annotation, cellular component: membrane. Gene Ontology annotation, molecular function: carbohydrate:proton symporter activity. Gene Ontology annotation, biological process: transmembrane transport; carbohydrate transport. NCBI's taxonomy places the organism in Eukaryota, Fungi, Ascomycota, Sordariomycetes, Hypocreales, Nectriaceae. The record is from RefSeq and is a predicted model, not a curated record.
AUGAGUUAUCACGAUCGUCGCGAUAGCGAUCCUAUCAAGCCGAGUAUCCAUGAGAUGGAAGCAUCGAGAUCAUGGCAACAGGUCCCCCAAAACGAAGAAGACAUCACAUCUUACAACCCAUACACUUCUCAAACACAAGACUUGGGCUAUUCGGCGUCAGCCUCAGUGGAGACCGAAAAUUCCAAAGACAAUGAGGGCCAGAUGCCUCUGCGACAGGCUAUCAAGCUGUACCCAAAGGUUGCAGGUUAUUGUUUGGCCAUGAGCAUUCCCAUUGUUGGAUGGGGCUACGAUCUUGUCAUUGUCGGUGCGGUCGUCGGCACAGAUAGCUUCCUGAAAGACUAUGGAGAAAUGAUUCAUGGCAAGAUGGACACUCCUGGUAACUGGCUCUCUCUAUGGUUAGGCCUUCCACCUGCUGGUGCAGCAAUCGGAUCACUACUUGGAGGCUGGCUUCAAAACAAAAUUGGACGAAAGUUUACACUCAUGAUGGGUACUCUUGUCUCAGCUGUCGCCAUUGCCUGCAUGUUCUUCUCCCACAUCCCCGAGCCUCUGGACACAAAGCGUAUGCUUCUUACUGCUGGUUUGACUAUCCAAGGAUUUACUGUCGGUAUCAUCAGGGGAGUCUGUGUCACUUGGGUCUCAGAAAACACACCGACAGCUCUACGUGGAUCGGCCAUGGCCUUGUUCCCUGUCUUCACUUUACUCGGUCAACUCAUCGGUCUACUCGUCACACUUGCUAUCAACGGUAUUGAAGGAAAUUCUGGCUACCUUGGAGCUUUUGGAUCGCAAUGGAUACUCGCCGUCGGGCCACUUAUUCUCUCUAUCCUCAUGCCUGAGAGUCCAGCACACCUGAUCAGAACAGGACAAGAAGAGCGCGCUAUCAAAUCAGCAACUCGGCUCUACGCACCCAAGAUCAACCCUUUCAGUCAACUCGAACGAAUCCGUGCUACGAUUGAGGAGGAGAAGGCUAACACUGCAUCUGCGACAUACUGGUCCUGUCUUCGGGGAACAAACCUCCGAAGAACUCUGAUCGUAGGCCUAGCUUCCAUCUUUCCCCCACUUUUUGGUAUGGAGCUCCUUUCCAACGCAAACCUCUUCCUUCGAAGUAUGGGCAUGGAGAGUACCCCUUCAUUGGUGUUUAUGGCUGCUGGUGUAGUCGCAGGAAUGUUUGGCAAUGCCAUCGGUUUCUGGCUUCUCUCGCGCACUGGCCGUCGCAAUAUGAUCAUUCCAUCCAUGGGUGUAGCCGCUAUUCUCUGGGGAGCUAUGGGUAUCACUGGUUUUUGGUCCAGCGAGGCCCUCACUUGGGUUGCUGGCGGUAUCAUGAUGUCUGUCAUCAUCGUUUGCGGUCUGGGAGCCUGGCCUGCCGGUUAUGCUAUCGUGGGAGAAACAAGUUCGCUUCAACUCCGAUCACUUACUCAAGGAUUGGCCAGUAUAGCUGAGAAGGGGUUUUCUAUCACGUUGGCUAUCGUGUUACCCAUGCUGUUUAGUCGAGACAAGGCAGCCCUCGGAGCAAAGACUGCUUUUGUCUUCUGUGGAACUUCAGUCAUUGGGGCUGUUCUGACAUGGCUGUUUGUUCCUGAGAUGAAGGGACGAAGCGCGAUUGAGAUUGAUCAGAUGUUUGAGAUGAGGCUGCCUGCGAGGCAGUUUAAGGGUCUGAAGCUGCAGGCUCAUCAAGUUCAGGAAUCAGCACCACUAGCAAUGCAACAACAAUAUGCUUAA